CAUCCACUGGAUCGUGGAGGUGUACGACGAGAGACUUUUUAAAAUAUUUUUUAAGUGCCUUUUACCGAUAAUUAAAAAAAAAAUCCAACCAAAGUGCACAUCGUACCUUCCAACACCCCAAACAGCAAAUCCGCCACUUUCCUUAUCGCCGAUGGUUUUUUUUUCCUCACUCCAAACCCUUGCAAAAAUCUCAAAUUAACCGCCGCUCUCCUACACCCACAGAUCGAAAUGGAGCUCUUUUCUCCUCUCCAUGGCCUCUCAUCCGUCGACCUCUCCUUCUCCACUUCCCUUUCUCCUCUCCCCUUUCGCUCCUACGUCCGAUCCCGCCGGCCGACUACCCGUCGCCGGGCUCUCGCCAUCGCCAGCACGCCGGUGCCAGACGCUCCCCCAAAUAGUCCCCAGCGCCUCCUCCGUGAGCUCGCCGAGCGCAAGAAGGUCGCUUUCCCCAAGAAGAAGGUUCCUCCACGCCGAUUCAUCCUCAAACCUCCGCUCGACGAUGCGAAGCUCACCCAGCGCUUCCUCAACAGCCCUCAGUUGUCCCUCAAGUCCCUGCCGCUUCUUAGCUCCUGCCUUCCUUCCGCCCGCCUUAACAAUGCUGACCGCACUUGGAUAGACGAGUACCUCCUCGAGGCCAAGCAGGCCCUGGGGUACCCCCUGGACUCGUCCGAGCAACUUGACGAUGGGAAUCCAGCCAAGCAGUUUGACACACUGCUGUACCUAGCGUUCCAGCACCCGGCGCCAGACUGCCAGCGUGCCAAUGCCAAGCACGUCAGGAACGGACACUCCAGACUCAGCUUCCUGGGGCAGUACGUGCUUGAGCUGGCGUUCGCUGAGUAUUUCCUGCAACGUUAUCCGCGAGAAUCGCCUGCGCCAAUGAGGGAGAGGGUUUUUGCGCUGAUAGGAAAGAGGAAUCUUCCCAAAUGGAUUAAAGCAGCUAGCUUGCACAACCUGGUGUUUCCUUAUGAUGAUAUGGAUAAGAUGAUUCGCAAGGAUAAGGAAUCUCCAGCGAAGUCUGUAUUUUGGGCAUUGUUUGGAGCCAUAUAUUUGUGUUUUGGUAUGCCUGAAGUAUAUCGUGUACUAUUUGAGGCAUUUGGUAUGGACCCAGAGGAUGAAAGCUGUCAACCAAAAUUGAGGCGGCAAUUGGAAGAUGUUGAUUAUGUCUCGGCGGAGUUUGAGAACAAACAAAUUAGCUGGCAAGAUAUGGCUUCAUACAGGCCUCCACAAGAUGCUCUUUUUGCCCAUCCAAGGCUUUUUAGAGCAUGUGUACCACCAGGUAUGCAUCGAUUUCGAGGGAAUAUCUGGGACUUUGACAGUAGGCCUAAAAUCAUGGGAGCAUUGGGAUAUCCUUUGUUCAUGAAUGAUCGAAUUCCAGAAGUCGCUGAGGCAAGGAAUAUUGAACUUGGCCUUGGUCUUCAGUUGGCAUUUUUACACUCAUCCAAAUACAAGUUCGAGCAUCCAAGAUUUUGUCUAGAACGGUUGGAAUAUGUUGGGCAAAAGAUUCAGGAUCUCGUGAUGGCAGAAAGAUUGCUAAUGAAGCAUCUUGAUGCCCCCGGAAGAUGGAUACAAGAAAAGCACCGGCGCACAUUGAUGAACAAGUUCUGCGGCCGAUACUUGAGGGAUCGGCACCUUCAUCACUUCAUCAUUUACGGAGAGUCGGUUCAAGAUAAGUUUGAGCACAACCGGAGGCUGAGAAAUCCUGCAACGACUGCAGUCCAGCAAGCCAUACAUGGGCUUGCGUAUACCAUCUACGGCAAACCGGAUGUGAGGCGCUUGAUGUUUCAAGUGUUUGAUUUCGAGCAAAUCCAGCCAAAGGCUGUGUGAAUACAAGCAUAUCCAUUUUUUUUCUAGUUAUCUUCAAUAUGCCAAAUCAAUCGUAUCGCCAAUGCAUCAACUUCCCCAUUGUAAUGCGACUGAGGCUUCAAAAUCCCCAACAAGAAAUCGAUGAUAUGAUUAGCAAAGGUUCUGAAGAUUAUCAUCUGUAAAAUGGGAGAGACCUCUUCGAACCUGUUGCUUUUGCCCUCCGAUCA
Zingiber officinale is the source of this 2027-nucleotide messenger RNA. RefSeq names its product ribonuclease III domain-containing protein RNC1, chloroplastic-like. Gene Ontology annotation, molecular function: double-stranded RNA binding; ribonuclease III activity. The transcript has 5 exons. Gene Ontology annotation, cellular component: nucleus. Bases 229 to 1821 code for a protein of 530 amino acids. NCBI's taxonomy places the organism in Eukaryota, Viridiplantae, Streptophyta, Magnoliopsida, Zingiberales, Zingiberaceae. Gene Ontology annotation, biological process: rRNA processing; regulation of gene expression. The record is from RefSeq and is a predicted model, not a curated record.